This is a messenger RNA of Stegodyphus dumicola, 1320 nucleotides long. RefSeq lists its product as uncharacterized. The record is from RefSeq and is a predicted model, not a curated record. Lineage: Eukaryota; Metazoa; Arthropoda; Arachnida; Araneae; Eresidae.
AUGUAUAAUCACAUCCAAAACAACUUAGCAUGUAACAGUAGGCAUAUUAACUAUGCAAAAUUUAUGUUCUUUAACUGUAAUGGCAUAAAAAGUCAAGUAACUGAAAUUAAAGACUACAUUAACAGGCAUAGCUUAGAUAUCGUUCUUUUUAAUGAGACGCAUCUCAGGACGACUGACUCCCUAAAGAUCGCAAACUUCGAUGUGUUUAGAAGCGACCGAAUACAUAACCGUGGUGGAGGCACCGCCAUAGCUGCCAAAAGAUACCUAAAAUGCUGCUGCAAAUUCGCAUUACCCAUUUUUAACAGCAUAGAAGCAUGUGCGUGUAUUCUGAAUAGCAAAGGAGUAGAAUAUCUCAUAGUUUCGAUUUAUAAGCCACCCGGAAACUCGCUCAAUACGCAGGAUUUAGAUUAUAUUGCAAGGUUGGGUUAUCCUACUAUCAUCGCAGGUGAUAUGAAUUGUAAAAAUACAAAUUGGAACUGCAGGACAAACAACCAAGAUGGAAUUGUGUUAUAUAACUACAUAAUAAACAAUAAUGUACAAAUUUUUGCUCCUACGGAGCACACGUAUUGCCCUAUGACUCGCAGCAACUCUGAUAUCUUAGAUAUUAUGCUUACUUUUAAUGUUUCGCAACAGCCUUAUCUCAGUGUGGACAAUGAUCUAUCCUCCGAUCAUUUACCUGUUCGUUUUACCCUCUACGGGCUACGACAUGGAUUACCUCCCAUGAAGACUCGGACAAACUGGAUUCAGUACCAGAAUGAAAUUAAUAAUAACAUCACUCCUAACGCAAAUCUUAACUCAAAAGAAGAGAUAGACACUGCUAUACAAAACUUAAAUAUUAAAAUCCAGAGUGCCUUAAAAAAUGCGCAGUUUGUUAAAAAUGAAGACAUAACCCUCCCCUACAACAUCAGAUUAAAAAUUAAAGAGAAAAACAGACUUCGGAAGAUUGUUCAGAGAACUCAAAAUCCGCAGGAUAGAAGAAAUUUUAAUAAAUGCAAUAAAGAACUUAGGCUCAUGAUGAUUAAGUAUCGCUCAGAGGCAUGGGAAAAUUUUGUAGACAGCCUGUCCCACACAGAUUCUACUGUUUGGAGAAUUAGUAAAGCGCUCAGAAAGGAGGAGAACAACAUUGGCCCAAUUAAACAUAACAACCAGGCUUUUCAUAAAGCUGAGGAUAUAGCAAACAUCUUCGCUAGCGAUUACGAAGACCAAUUCACGUUAAAUCAGUACCCCAACCCAAAUGAUGUUAACAUCGAAAACCAUGUAAAAGAUUACAUUGCUACUAAUAGUCGCAGCGUAGGAAACCUCAUCACCCCCGACAAGUAA